AUGGCGAGCGGCGUAAGGGAUUCGAGCAAGAAUAGCCGCGGUUUAUUUCUUCAAUUACACAAUGUUUCUUCUGCGGACCUUCUUUGGGAUGAAAAAAAAAGUAGAAAAAGGAAAGCUAAUGUUUCUUCUGAUUAUUUUGCCGUGGAAAGGUUAAUCUCCAGGAGGACAUCACAUGGAACGGUGAGUUCACAAUUUGCCCUGGUCUACGAUGUAUGUCAUUAAUUUUCUUACAUGCUAAAGUUUUAUAAUUAAAAUCUUCAGGUUCAAUAUUUGGUGAAAUGGAAGGGAUACAGCGCGUUUCAUAAUAGUUGGGAAGAUGAAGAUAACUUGACCACCGAUCUUAUUAGG
This is a messenger RNA of Pocillopora meandrina, 348 nucleotides long. NCBI's taxonomy places the organism in Eukaryota, Metazoa, Cnidaria, Anthozoa, Scleractinia, Pocilloporidae. The record is from the annotation of a GenBank genome assembly.